Messenger RNA from Arxiozyma heterogenica, 1035 nucleotides. RefSeq names its product alkaline dihydroceramidase (gene YDC1). The record is from RefSeq and is a predicted model, not a curated record. Gene Ontology annotation, cellular component: endoplasmic reticulum membrane. The transcript has a single exon. Bases 1 to 1035 code for a protein of 344 amino acids. Gene Ontology annotation, biological process: ceramide catabolic process; ceramide biosynthetic process. Lineage: Eukaryota; Fungi; Ascomycota; Saccharomycetes; Saccharomycetales; Saccharomycetaceae.
AUGUCUUUUUUAAAGUGGUCUUAUCCAAAUAAACCAGUUGAUGGAUAUUGGGGUCCAACUACUUCUAUAAUAGAUUGGUGUGAAGAAAAUUAUGUUGUAUCUCCAUAUAUUGCAGAAUGGUCAAACACAAUAUCUAACUCCAUGUUUUUACUUACUGCUACCUAUUCUACAUGGUGUGCCUAUCGUAAUGGAUUAGAGUUCAGAUUUUUAUUAAUUGGGCUAGGCUUUGCACUUGUUGGUGUCGGUUCUUGGUUGUUCCAUAUGACUCUGAAGUAUAGAUUUCAACUACUAGAUGAAUUACCAAUGGUUUAUGCUACUUCUAUACCUGCUUGGAGCGUCUUUUGUGAGUUUAAUUGGAAGACUUGGAGAGCUAAAACAAAACAAGCCUCAAAGAAAAGACAACUACUCUUUGCAUUGACUGUCUUCUCAUUUACUACUAUUCUAACUUACAUGUAUCUGGUAUGGCAUGUUGUUUUGUUGUUUCAAGUACUUUACGGGAUUCUAACUUUGACUGUGGUGGCUAUAUCAAGUUCUUUUGCCAUCUUUCUAGAGACUAAAGAUCCUUUGGUUAAAAAAAAUCUUUAUACUACUAUGGGCAUGGGUAUUAUAACUUUCUCCUUAGGUUUUAUCUUUUGGGAAUUAGACCAAUUGUUUUGUCCUUUGUGGAUUCAUAUAAGAAGAGAUUAUUUGAAGCUACCAUUGGGUGUUCUAUUGGAAUUACAUGGUUGGUGGCAUCUUUUAACUGGGAUUGGUGUCUAUUCUUAUUUGGUGUUUUUGCAUUAUUUAAGAGUAUUGAAUCUACAGCAAGGUGAUCAGUUCACAUUUAUUUGGAGAUGGGGAGUUAUACCUGAAAUUAUUAAGAAUGAUCUCGCAAUUAACACAAAUUAUUCUUUAACAUUCUGGGGUCCAUUCGAAAAAGAGAAAAACAUUGAUGGCCAUAGAUCUAUUCCAAACGAUAACGGUUCUAAUGCUAAUAGCAAUACUAAAACUAAUUCCAGUUCUAAUUCUAAUUCUAAUACAGAGACCCAAGGUUGA